CAAUUAACAAGCAUUCCUGUAUUGCUUAAACCUUUAAAGUAUCCCUCAGGUACGGAACGGUUUCGAGCUUCGAGACACUGAACCGAAGCAGUGCGACGCUCACUGCCUCACCAGUCACCUCUCCACCAGAGCCAGUCUCGUCGAGUUUGAUGGCGGACUUGCUUGGCAGUGUCUUUUUUCGAACCCAAUUUGCUGUCACAGUAGUACAGGAUCGUCACAGCCUAGCAGGAGGUCUAUUACCAACGGUCCAGCAGGUAAAAAUGCAGCUGCGGUGUUCUGAAGUGCGAGCCGCCAACUCUUUGGACGACUAUAGCGAAAUUGACUUCAUUGCGGGAAAAAAUAAUGGCAUCAUCAUACAAGGCGAGUCCCUUCCUGCUGCUGUCUGCUGCCUCCUCUGCUACUGUGACCACACCGAGACAAACACUCUCUCCUACCAUCCUCGCCACAUUAAAGCACAGCCGUAUCCUCUACAGUGGCGGUGCGGUCCACUGCCUCCACCACCACUUCCAUUCCCUACCAGAUACGGAGGGGCAAAAAACUUCUUUUCUUUGAGGAUGGGAGAGACAAGAGAGAGGGGCGCCACUCACAGGGCUGAACAGAAGGGGCGCAGAGCAGAAAGGUUUGGAACAACUCGUGUAAAGUUACUUGGAACCACGGCACAACACAUGGCAGCUGCUUGUACUCCCUGACUCUUACGCCACAACCCCUGCAGUGUGUGCGGGAGGCCACGCAUGGCUGCAGACAGUAAGAAACGGCGAAUUUUGCUGUGCCGGUUCAAUGUUGCAGAAAUCGUUGAGCGGGGUUUUAGUCCGCCGCCGUACGGGCAUUUGUUUGCUAUCGAUAGCCAGACGAUGUUUGCUUUCAGUCUUACUUGCCUGGUUUUCUUUUUCAUUCACUCUGUAUAUUACUGUAACAUACAAUUAUCAAAAGUACUUUUAAAACAAUACUCACCAUAUUUCUUUGAGGGAUGUGACUUUUAUCUUUCUUUCCUUUUUUUUUUUUUCACAUCAGAGCAAGGAAGAAAUUAUACCUUUCCCCUGAGGCAGGGAAAUAUGAACUAGACUGUUGGGUGAAAUUGUUGUAUAAAAUUCGCUUUACCUCAGAAAGUAAAAAUAUCAGAAUUGGAGAGUUUAUUUGACAUUCUUCAUGACAAAUUAAGGAUCUUGAAAAUGUUCGUACAACUAUUUAUAACUCCAAACCAUGCGACUGUCUGACCUAUGCAUCUAAAUAUUAUUACUUUAUGUAUCUAGAAAUAUAAUAAUAAAAAAAAAAACCUCAAAUAGAAUCUGCAACUCAGACAACCAACACAGUUUGAAAAUUAAAGUUCAUAAAACCUAUUGAUAACAUUUGAAUCAUCAUCAUAACUUAUACAGCAUUUAUGAAGGAUACCAUUGAUCUGAACAAGAGCAGAGAAAAUGGUGUACAAGUGCCAUAUAAGAGUUUGUUUGAAAUGCAAAACGAUUCAUAGAACGUGAUCUUAACAUAGAAAACUGUUAUGUUAGAUGCUGUGCACUUUACUCAACUUGUAGUGUUUUCUUAUUGUGUGGUAUAUUGAGGCAUUGUAAAGGUCACACUAGUCAGAGCCUUUUUAUCUCCACAACGUUCGCUGAAGCAUCAUAACCUUUAGAAAAGAAUAUAUUUUCAUCUUGAUAUUUUAUGAAACAGGAUGUAUGACA
Molecule: messenger RNA, 1676 nt
Organism: Scylla paramamosain (green mud crab)
Lineage: Eukaryota; Metazoa; Arthropoda; Malacostraca; Decapoda; Portunidae
Exons: 5
Coding region: 150-689 (179 amino acids)
Source: RefSeq, a predicted model, not a curated record